UUUCCAGAUUUAAUAUGCAAAUUGCAAACUUUUGCUUCAACUGAGCAUUUCUUGUGAUAAAAAACCUUUAGAUUCUUAAGACAAUUUAGACAGCUUUUGUUUUUGUAAGAAUUAUUAUAGGUAACAUAUUCAUUAAACAUAUUGCCAUAUAAGUGUUCCGUAGUGUUAUUUACAAUAAGAAAUUAUAUCAAACCAUGGAAAAUGAUAUAUUGGAUUCUCUUAGCGAUUUGGGUUACGAAGGGCCAUUAUCUAACGAAGAAGCCUUCGCCAAAGCAUUGGAAGUUGGACCCAAGUCUCUUGAAUAUACAAAGUUAGUGCACAUACUGGCCGAAGAGUUAAAGAUGUUGUGCAGUUUAGAAGAAAAUGUCAGCAUUAUGAAUGAUUCCGACGAGUCCAGUUCGUUUCUUCUAGAACUGAGCUCAUUUCUGAAAGAGCUUGGAUGUCCAUAUAAAAAAUUGGUGACAGGCCAUAUGUCAUCUCGUCUCCAGACCAAAGAGGACAGAAUACUCCUUCUAGAUUAUCUGGUGUCGGAGUUAAUGGCCGCUAGGAUGGUCAGCGUUGAUUGUGUUAAAGAAAAUACGGGCAUGCAGAUUGUUAUGCAAGAAUCUCAAACAGCUAAAGAUCUUAAGGACAUAUUGAUAACUCUUAAAUUCAACAAACCACCCCCAAACAUCUCACCGGACAUGCUGUUUGCCAAACUGGAAGCUAAACUUAAGGAUGCCAUUGCCAAAGAAGGUGAUUUAGUAGGUAAGCCGUUGUACAACAAGACGCUAACGGACAAACAAUGGAAAGAUUUAGAUGAUUUUUACAAGGAAUUGUUUGAAGACUACAGACUGAGGCGAGAAACACUCAUAACGAGGCUAGAGUGUACCGUACAGAGCUUUGAAUGGUCGGAUCGUCUCAAAUCAAAGACGGAUAUAAUCCAAUCAACGUACAGGCCUAAGAGAGAACAGUUGAAAUUGAAGCCAGCGGUGAAUUUAUCAGAUUUCCUCGCAGCUAGGACGGACUUGCUGUACGUGGAAAAGACAUCCAGCGCUAGUGUCAGGAAAAACACUAUCAGUGAUGUCAAUAAGGUCUUAAUAGGAAGGGUACCCGAUAGAGGUGGUCGACCAAACGAGGCCCAACCUCCCCCUCCGGAGAUGCCCUCAUGGCAGCAGAGAUCUACACAGGGGGGAGACCGAGGAGGUAGGGGAGGAGGUCAAGAUAGAGGAGGGAGGGGCGGAGUUCAAGGAGCUAGGGGAGGAGGUCAAGAUAGAGGAGGGAGGGGUGGAGGUCAGGAGAGGGGAGGGAGAGGAGGUCAGGGGGGUUACAGGGGAAAGGGCGAAGGUCGAGGUGGUCGGGUCCAAGGUGGAUAUAACCAGAGCUCAGGGGAUGUGAGACAAUCAAACUAUCAGAAGGGUUACGAACAGAACCCUGGCUAUGAUAACAGAUACAAUCAGCCGAAUAAUCAAGGCGGCGGUGGAUAUCAAAACCAGGACUACCAAAAUAGUUAUGGUUAUCAAAAUAACCAAGGCUACCAAAAUAACCAAGGUUACCAUGGUAACCAAAAUAAUCAAGGUUACCCAAAUAACUAUGGUUAUCAAGGUAAUCAUGGUUACCAAAGUAACCAAGGUUUCUCUGGUUACCAAAGUAACCAAGGUUUCUCUGGUUAUAAGAAUGAACACGACGAUCGCAGACGCGGUGGUUUUAGAGGACGUCGUUGACACACAAAGAAAAUUUUAACCAUAACAUGUAUAAUUGAAGUUAUUUGUAAUAACUCAACUUUAUUACAGCACAGGAUUUAAAAUUAUAUUUUUCCCUAAAUUUUAAUAUUAUAUCUGUGUUUGAUUAAUUUAUUUUUAUGUAUUAAUAGCUUUAAAUUUUCUCUUAUGGCAAUAAUAUCGAUCAGCGCCAGUACUAAAUAAUGCUGAAUGUUUAUCUCAAGAUAUCUAACACUAUAACCUCAUUUACAUUGUAUUAAUAGAUAUUAUUAAAAAAAAAAAAAAUAUAUAUUUUGCCUUAGCUACUAUGUAAUUGGUAUAAAAGGUCUGAAAAUGUAGUCAUUAAAAAUUGAGACUGAUUAUAAUUUUUUUUUUCUUUUAUAUAUGAAUAUUAUAAUACAAAUCACAGUUAAAUAGCACUUAGUUCAUAACUAAUUUUAACUAGCUGAAAUUAGUUUUAGGCGAGUACAGUCG
This is a messenger RNA of Danaus plexippus (monarch butterfly), 2174 nucleotides long. RefSeq names its product protein FAM98A-like. The record is from RefSeq and is a predicted model, not a curated record. Bases 195 to 1703 code for a protein of 502 amino acids. Gene Ontology annotation, cellular component: tRNA-splicing ligase complex. The transcript is spliced from 10 exons. NCBI's taxonomy places the organism in Eukaryota, Metazoa, Arthropoda, Insecta, Lepidoptera, Nymphalidae.